CGCGCGAUAGCACAGCCGCAUAUUCACUAAUCUAUCUACGCACUUUUGAGAGCGUAUCCACAGCAAUGGGAGUGUCGGGUGACGCCGGGGCUUCGCUCACCGAAACGGUAUCCAGAGAAAGACGGACUAUACUGCUCAAACCUGUUAAUGCUGAUUCUGUCUGAAUCUGCUUGCAGCAGUGUUAGAACAUGAAGAAUGUUCACAUUAAUGCCCAAGACUGACUUCAACAAAACCAUGAGGAGCACAAGGGGACGUUCACUCUUUUGGUUCCACUAGCAGGAAUUGUGUAUGUCAAUGUUGAGGAGCGUUUGUGGGUGGAUGUGUGAGUGCGUGUGUGCGCGUCUGUAUGUGUGCGUAUGCUAGCAUAACCUGCCUGCUUCAGGCAGUGGCAUGCUACUCUGAGGGCAACCAUACUGUAAAGGAGUCCCAUCCACCGAAGGAUUAAUGCAAGAACGACGCUUUCGGUGAUACCCACCACGUCUGCAGAAGACAUCGGUUUCUGCUCUUCAAAAAUCAUCAGUAUAUAGACACUUUUAAACCCCUUCACCCGUUUUGUCUUCUCGCCACCAUCCCCACACGUUUCCUGGGGGUUGUUUUGAAACUUCUCUGUUUUGCAUGGCAGGGGAGUAACCGUGGAGAGGCCAGGGUAUCACAAGCUUAUGGAUUUUGAGAAGAGAGGUGGGAAGGGAGAGACAGAGGAAGGGAAAAGGAUGUCGAAAACAGCAAGUAGUAGGACUGGACAUGGGGGCCGGGGAACGGGGACCAACUCUGGGGUCCUUAUGGUUGGCCCCAACUUCAGAGUUGGGAAGAAGAUCGGCUGUGGAAACUUCGGCGAACUGCGGCUAGGCAAGAACCUCUACACAAAUGAAUAUGUGGCCAUCAAACUGGAGCCAAUCAAAUCCAGGGCACCUCAGCUCCAUUUGGAGUAUAGAUUUUAUAAACAGCUGGGAAAUUCAGAGGGAGUUCCUCAGGUCUUCUACUUCGGCCCUUGCGGGAAGUACAAUGCUAUGGUUCUGGAACUGCUUGGACCCAGUCUGGAGGACCUGUUUGACCUCUGCGACCGCACUUUCUCCCUCAAGACCGUCCUAAUGAUAGCUAUUCAACUGAUAACACGGAUGGAGUAUGUUCAUACGCGGAACUUGAUAUAUCGAGACGUCAAACCAGAGAAUUUUUUGGUGGGGCGGCCGGGGUCUAAGAGGCAGCACACCAUUCAUAUCAUUGACUUCGGGCUUGCCAAAGAAUACAUGGACCCUGAGACCAAAAAACACAUCCCAUACCGAGAGCAUAAGAGCCUGACUGGCACUGCCCGGUACAUGAGUAUCAACACACAUUUGGGAAAAGAACAAAGCAGAAGGGACGACCUAGAAGCACUGGGCCAUAUGUUUAUGUACUUCCUGAGAGGCAGUUUGCCCUGGCAGGGCUUGAAGGCGGACACACUGAAAGAACGUUACCAGAAAAUUGGCGACACCAAGCGAGCAACGCCGAUCGAAGUGCUAUGUGAAAGUUUCCCAGAGGAAAUGGCCACCUAUCUGAGAUACGUGAGACGACUGGACUUUUUUGAGAAACCGGAUUACGACUACCUGAGGAAGCUCUUCACAGACCUCUUUGACAGGAAUGGCUACGUCUUUGAUUACGAGUACGACUGGGUCGGCAAGCCUCUCCCUACACCUAUAGGCCCCAUCCCCACAGACACACCCCAGCCGAGCGGCAGAGACAAAGCACAACCGCAGACCAAAAACCAGGUCAUGAGCUCCACGAAUGGAGAGCUGAACACAGACGACCCAACCGCAGGACACUCCAACGCUCCCAUCACCGCACCCGCUGAAGUAGAGGUGGCAGACGACACAAAGUGCUGUUGUUUUUUUAAGAGAAGAAAGAGGAAAGCUCUCCAAAGGCACAAGUGAAGCGCGCUCUUUGAAAAGAACUUGAAACAUUCUGGUCACUGUUAAGUUUGAAAUGCAAGCAAAUACACGGAUCUCUCUCUCUCUCUCUCUCUCUGUCUUUCUCUCUAACUCUCUCUGUG
Onychostoma macrolepis is the source of this 2023-nucleotide messenger RNA. It is a transcript of the gene csnk1g2b, whose product is annotated as casein kinase 1, gamma 2b. Gene Ontology annotation, cellular component: cytoplasm; nucleus; plasma membrane. Gene Ontology annotation, biological process: signal transduction; positive regulation of canonical Wnt signaling pathway; peptidyl-serine phosphorylation. Gene Ontology annotation, molecular function: protein serine/threonine kinase activity; ATP binding. The record is from RefSeq and is a predicted model, not a curated record. The transcript is spliced from 11 exons. Lineage: Eukaryota; Metazoa; Chordata; Actinopteri; Cypriniformes; Cyprinidae. Bases 660 to 1904 code for a protein of 414 amino acids.